Mercurialis annua (annual mercury) is the source of this 1964-nucleotide messenger RNA. RefSeq names its product serine/threonine-protein kinase PCRK1-like. Gene Ontology annotation, biological process: protein phosphorylation. Gene Ontology annotation, molecular function: ATP binding; protein kinase activity. Lineage: Eukaryota; Viridiplantae; Streptophyta; Magnoliopsida; Malpighiales; Euphorbiaceae. The coding region runs from base 525 to 1811 and encodes 428 amino acids. The record is from RefSeq and is a predicted model, not a curated record. The transcript has 6 exons.
AAUUCUUUUUUAAAAAUGGGAGUUUAAUCCUAGUUGGUGAGCUACAAUCCAGCUGCCAUGUAUUGACUUGGCUUAGUUCAUGGAAUGCUCGUUCUUGUUGGGUCCAUUUUUUCUUUGGUCAUCUCUAAAUUUCCACCACCAAUGUCAAAAACUUGUACAACUUAACAUUUUCUUGUUCAAAAUUUGGUUCCAUUUCUGCUUAUAAUUAUAAAAGGUAGCACGGACGCGGACACGGGAAACGGGACACUCGGACAUGGAUACCACGAAACUGUGUUAUUUUAAGGUUUUUUUAUGUAAAAAUGAAGUUUUGUGUCUGAAAUGUCAAAUGUCUCAAACGUUUCCGAAAUGGGACACUUUAAUUGAAUGAAGUGUUCGUGCUACCUAAAUGCUGAUAUGGAACUUUGGAACCAAAAAACGAAAUGUAGUUCGAAUUGCGAAAUUUAGAAGAUCGUGUUGAAAUUGCAAAAUAUGCUAUAGUUAAUGAUUCCAAGAAAAUAUGUGAGGGAGUUGAACAUUUAGGUGCUAUGAAGUGCUUUCACUUAGCCAACAAAGAGAAAAUGGAAGAGCAAAAGACUACAAAAUCUGUUUCUGCUCACUCUAAUUCUUCAACUUCCAUGUCUAUGUCAAAUGAACUUGAUAUGAAGAAAUCAGGGUCUGAGUUCAAUUCUCAGAAUAUUUCCGAUUUUAGCACGGAAUCCUCCACAAAGAACUCUUUUGCUGCUUUAUCUCAAAGACAAAGUAAUCUUAGAGUCUUUACAUUCUCAGAGUUGAAAACUGCUACGAAGAAUUUUAGCCGCUCACUCAUGAUCGGAGAGGGUGGUUUCGGAAGUGUGUAUAGGGGAGUAAUUCGAACCACUGAAGAUCCGAGUAAGAGAAUAGAUGUUGCUGUUAAACAACUUGGUAAAAGAGGGCUGCAGGGACACAAGGAAUGGGUGACAGAAGUAAAUGUUUUAGGAGUCGUUGAACAUCCAAAUCUAGUCAAAUUAGUCGGAUACUGUGCCGAGGACGAUGAAAGAGGAAUUCAGCGGCUGCUAGUGUAUGAAUAUAUGCCUAACAGAAGUGUGCAGGAUCACUUAUCGAGUCGACUUCAGACACCUCUUCCUUGGUCUGCCAGAGUCAAAGUCGCCCAAGAUGCCGCCCGAGGUUUAGCGUACCUUCAUGAAGGAAUGGAUUUUCAGAUAAUCUUCAGAGAUUUCAAGUCUUCCAACAUACUUCUCGAUGACCAGUGGAAUUCAAAGUUGUCAGACUUUGGGUUGGCGAGAUUGGGGCCUAUAGACGGGUUAAGCCAUGUAUCAACUGCGGUUGUUGGAACCAUUGGAUAUGCAGCACCUGAAUACAUUCAAACAGGACGUCUCACAUCUAAAAGUGAUGUAUGGGGAUAUGGAGUUUUUCUUUAUGAACUUAUCACCGGCAGGCGUCCGAUAGAUCGAAACCGCCCAAAAGACGAACAGAAACUCUUAGAAUGGGUACGGCCACACCUGUCUGAUUUAAACAAGUUCGCGUUUAUUUUGGAUCCAAGACUCGAGGGGAAGUACAAUCUGAAGACUGCACAAAAACUCGCUGCUGUAGCCAACCGGUGCUUGGUUCGUCAGGCGAAAUCACGACCCAAAAUGAGUGAAGUUCUGACAAUGAUAAACAAAAUUGUGGACUCGGCUGACUUAGGAAGUCCAUUGCUCCCUGUAAAAAGCUUGGCUCCGAAAGAUGAAUCUCGAGGGGAAAGAUUAAUAAGAAAGCUUCUGCAUCCCGAAAUCGGAGAGAAAAUGUGGCUGGCUUGGAGAAGAUGGAAAUCAAAACUAAUUAGGCCAUGUUGAGAAAAAUCAGGUCAGAUACUAAUUCUUCUUGUUCUCAUGAUGCAGUAAGGCAAUCUUUUUUGAUGUGUAUGUAAAUUACUCUGUUUUUGAGGAAUAUAAUUGUAAAUGAUUUAUAUAUAUAAAUCAGAUCAUGAAUAGUUUUCUUGUUUGUAA